Talaromyces atroroseus is the source of this 1026-nucleotide messenger RNA. RefSeq lists its product as hypothetical. The record is from RefSeq and is a predicted model, not a curated record. Bases 1 to 1026 code for a protein of 341 amino acids. NCBI's taxonomy places the organism in Eukaryota, Fungi, Ascomycota, Eurotiomycetes, Eurotiales, Trichocomaceae. Gene Ontology annotation, molecular function: hydrolase activity, acting on carbon-nitrogen (but not peptide) bonds. The transcript has 2 exons. Gene Ontology annotation, biological process: carbohydrate metabolic process.
AUGCACUUCCUCUUGACCCUCCUCCUUUUAUACGCUUCUGUGUCCCGUGCUCUCUACGUGCAGUUGUUGCCACAUUUGCUGCCUGGGAGAAAUCUGCAGCGAGACAAUAGCACUUACAGAAUCGCCCAUGUAGAGGACAUAAAUGACAAUGACGAAACAUUCGCUUCCAACGCUCGCCCCGGUGAACGAUGUGGCCCUGGGUUUUGCGGCAUAACAGCGGCACAUUGCAAUUCUCCGGAUUGUCAACUUGGGUACGGCACUUGCGAUGCUGAUAAGACCCCCCAGGGCCCUCCCACGAAGCAUAUCAUACGGCCAAGACUUGGCUCUGUCCCUUAUGGUGAAGCCAUCAUGUCAUGCAAAGCUUCAUUGACAUUCGCAAUGACAUUCGAUGAUGGCCCCAAUGAAUAUACUAGCGAUCUACUUGACAUUCUUGACAAGUUCCAAGCAAAGGCAACGUUCUUCAUUACUGGCGUCAACUCCGGGAAAGGUCAAAUAGACGACUUCUCACGCCCUUGGGGCUCGUUGAUCCAGCGCAUGCACCGUGAUGGCCACCAACUCGCCAGUCAUACUUGGUCUCAUCAAGACCUUAACAAAAUUACACACAGACAACGUCGUGAUCAGCUACUGAAAAAUGAAGCUGCUCUUCGCAACAUCAUGGGUGGCAUCCCAACUUACAUGCGGCCUCCAUACUCGAAUUGUAACAAAUCUUGCAUGAAAGACAUGGCAAAGCUGGGUUAUCAUGUCGUUUACUUUGAUCUCGACACAGCUGAUUAUCUAAACGAUAGCCCUGAAAAGAUCCAAGUAUCUAAAGCCAUUGUCAAUGACGCACUGUCAAACACGCAGAAAUCAAACAACAAACCGUUUUUAGCCAUUGGACAUGAUACACAUGCCCAGACUGUUUACAACUUGACCGCUCAUAUCCUACAACGCGUGAAUGAGACAGGCUACCGCGCUGUUACUGUCGGCGAAUGCUUGAACGAUCCUCGUGACAACUGGUAUCGCUGGGAUUAUCGGAACAGCACAUGA